This is a messenger RNA of Miniopterus natalensis, 12548 nucleotides long. Lineage: Eukaryota; Metazoa; Chordata; Mammalia; Chiroptera; Miniopteridae. The record is from RefSeq and is a predicted model, not a curated record.
AGGCCGGCCACCGAAGUCGGAGUAAAUGUUGGAGAGGAGCGGAACGGCCCCGGGAGGCGCGUGCGGCGGCUACGACGGGUUGGGUGAACUCAUGGAUCUGAUACUUUUCUCUUGAGAAAUAAACUAGAUCAAAAGAAAAAUGGCAUUUGUUGCAACACAAGGGGCCACAGUGGUUGACCAAACCACUCUGAUGAAAAAAUACCUUCAGUUUGUGGCAGCUCUCACAGAUGUAAAUACCCCUGAUGAAACAAAGUUAAAAAUGAUGCAAGAAGUUAGUGAAAAUUUUGAGAAUGUAACAUCAUCUCCUCAGUAUUCUACAUUCCUGGAACAUAUCAUCCCUCGGUUUCUUACAUUUCUUCAAGAUGGAGAAGUUCAGUUUCUUCAGGAGAAACCAGCCCAGCAACUGCGGAAACUAGUUCUUGAAAUAAUUCAUAGAAUACCAACCAAUGAACAUCUUCGUCCUCAUACGAAAAAUGUUUUGUCUGUGAUGUUUCGCUUUUUAGAGACGGAAAAUGAAGAAAACGUUCUUAUUUGCCUGAGAAUAAUUAUUGAGCUACACAAACAGUUCAGGCCACCCAUCACACAAGAAAUUCAUCAUUUUUUGGAUUUUGUGAAACAGAUUUAUAAGGAGCUUCCAAAAGUAGUGAACCGCUACUUUGAGAACCCUCAGGUGAUCCCUGAGAACACAGUCCCUCCCCCAGAAAUGGUUGGUAUGAUCACAACAAUUGCUGUAAAAGUCAAUCCUGAGCGUGAGGACAGUGAGACGAGAACACAUUCCAUCAUUCCAAGAGGAUCUCUUUCUCUGAAAGUGUUGGCAGAAUUGCCCAUUAUAGUUGUUUUAAUGUAUCAGCUCUACAAACUGAAUAUCCACAAUGUAGUUGCUGAAUUCGUGCCCUUGAUCAUGAAUACCAUUGCAAUUCAGGUGUCUGCACAAGCCAGGCAACAUAAGCUUUACAAUAAGGAGUUGUAUGCUGAUUUCAUUGCUGCUCAGAUUAAAACAUUGUCAUUUUUAGCUUAUAUCAUCAGAAUUUACCAGGAGUUGGUGACUAAGUACUCUCAGCAAAUGGUAAAAGGAAUGUUACAGUUACUUUCAAAUUGUCCAGCAGAGACUGCACACCUCAGAAAGGAACUUCUGAUUGCUGCAAAGCACAUCCUCACAACAGAGCUAAGAAACCAGUUCAUUCCUUGCAUGGACAAGCUGUUUGAUGAAUCCAUUCUAAUUGGUUCAGGAUAUACUGCUCGAGAGACUCUCAGGCCCCUUGCCUACAGCACUCUGGCUGACCUCGUGCACCACGUUCGUCAGCACCUGCCCCUCAGUGACCUUUCCCUCGCCGUCCAACUCUUUGCGAAGAACAUUGAUGACGAGUCCCUGCCCAGCAGCAUCCAGACCAUGUCCUGCAAGCUCCUGCUGAACCUGGUGGACUGCAUCCGCUCCAAGAGUGAACAGGAGAGUGGCAACGGGAGAGAUGUCCUGAUGCGGAUGCUGGAGGUUUUCGUUCUCAAAUUCCACACCAUUGCCCGGUACCAGCUCUCUGCCAUUUUCAAGAAGUGCAAGCCUCAGUCAGAGCUCGGGGCUGUGGAAGCGGCUCUGCCUGGGGUGCCCGCCGCCCCCACUGCCCCGGGUCCUCCGGUGACCCCAGCCCCUAUGCCUGCCUUUGAGAAGCAAGGAGAGAAGGACAAGGAGGACAAGCAGACGUUUCAAGUCACAGAUUGUCGAAGUUUGGUGAAAACCUUGGUCUGUGGUGUCAAGACAAUCACGUGGGGCAUCACGUCGUGUAAAGCGCCGGGUGAAGCUCAGUUCAUUCCAAACAAGCAGUUACAGCCCAAAGAAACUCAGAUUUACAUAAAACUUGUGAAAUACGCAAUGCAGGCUUUAGAUAUUUAUCAGGUCCAGAUAGCGGGAAAUGGACAAACAUACAUUCGAGUAGCAAACUGCCAAACUGUUAGAAUGAAGGAAGAGAAGGAAGUAUUGGAACACUUUGCUGGUGUGUUCACAAUGAUGAAUCCCUUAACAUUUAAAGAAAUCUUUCAAACUACAGUUCCUUAUAUGGUGGAAAGAAUCUCAAAGAAUUAUGCUCUUCAGAUUGUUGCCAAUUCCUUCUUGGCAAAUCCUACUACCUCUGCUCUGUUUGCUACAAUUCUGGUGGAAUAUCUCCUUGAUCGCCUGCCAGAAAUGGGCUCCAACGUGGAGCUCUCCAACCUGUACCUCAAGCUGUUUAAGUUGGUCUUUGGUUCAGUCUCCCUCUUUGCAGCUGAAAAUGAACAAAUGCUAAAGCCCCACCUGCACAAGAUUGUGAACAGCUCCAUGGAGCUCGCACAGACUGCCAAAGAGCCCUAUAACUACUUCCUGCUGCUUCGGGCCCUGUUCCGCUCUAUUGGGGGUGGUAGCCAUGAUCUCCUGUAUCAGGAAUUUUUGCCUCUCCUUCCAAACCUCUUGCAAGGGCUGAACAUGUUGCAGAGCGGCCUGCAUAAGCAGCACAUGAAGGAUCUCUUCGUGGAGCUGUGUCUCACCGUGCCCGUGCGGCUGAGCUCUCUCUUGCCGUAUCUGCCCAUGUUAAUGGAUCCCUUGGUGUCUGCCCUCAAUGGCUCUCAGACGUUGGUCAGCCAAGGCCUGCGGACUCUGGAGUUGUGUGUGGACAACCUGCAGCCCGAUUUCCUGUAUGACCACAUUCAGCCAGUACGAGCAGAGCUCAUGCAGGCUUUAUGGCGCACUCUACGCAAUCCUGCUGAUAGCAUUUCUCACGUGGCCUAUCGUGUACUUGGUAAAUUUGGUGGCAGUAACAGGAAGAUGUUAAAGGAAUCCCAGAAGCUGCACUAUGUUUUGACUGAAGUUCAAGGCCCCAGUAUUACAGUGGAGUUUUCCGAUUGUAAAGCAUCUCUUCAGCUCCCAAUGGAGAAGGCCAUUGAAACUGCUCUGGACUGCCUGAAAAGUGCCAACACUGAGCCCUACUACCGGAGGCAGGCGUGGGAGGUGAUCAAGUGCUUCCUGGUGGCAAUGAUGAGCCUAGAGGACAAUAAACAUGCUCUCUACCAGCUCCUUGCACAUCCUAAUUUUACAGAAAAGACCAUACCUAAUGUCAUCAUAUCACAUCGCUACAAAGCACAAGACACUCCAGCUCGGAAGACAUUUGAGCAGGCUCUGACCGGGGCAUUCAUGUCUGCUGUCAUUAAAGAUCUUCGGCCCAGCGCCCUGCCCUUUGUGGCCAGCCUGAUCCGCCACUACACAAUGGUGGCAGUUGCCCAGCAGUGUGGUCCUUUCUUGCUGCCUUGCUACCAGGUGGGCAGCCAGCCCAGCACAGCCAUGUUUCACAGUGAGGAAAACGGGUCGAAAGGAAUGGAUCCCUUGGUUCUCAUUGACGCCAUAGCUAUUUGUAUGGCAUAUGAAGAAAAGGAACUUUGCAAGAUCGGGGAGGUGGCUCUUGCUGUGAUAUUUGAUGUUGCAAGUAUCAUCCUGGGCUCAAAGGAGAGGGCAUGCCAGCUGCCUCUGUUUUCUUACAUUGUGGAACGCUUGUGUGCGUGUUGUUAUGAGCAGGCCUGGUAUGCAAAGCUGGGGGGUGUGGUGUCCAUUAAAUUUCUCAUGGAGCGGCUGCCUCUUACUUGGGUUCUCCAGAACCAGCAGACAUUCCUCAAAGCGCUUCUCUUUGUCAUGAUGGACUUAACUGGAGAGGUUUCCAAUGGCGCAGUUGCCAUGGCCAAAACCACCCUGGAGCAGCUUCUGAUGAGGUGUGCGACACCUUUAAAAGACGAGGAGAGAGCAGAAGAGAUUGUGGCAGCUCAGGAAAAGUCUUUUCACCAUGUAACACAUGACUUGGUUCGAGAAGUCACCUCUCCAAAUUCCACUGUGAGAAAACAGGCUAUGCAUUCACUGCAAGUUUUGGCCCAGGUUACCGGGAAAAGUGUGACGGUGAUAAUGGAACCCCAUAAAGAGGUGCUCCAGGAUAUGGUCCCACCUAAGAAGCAUUUGCUCAGACACCAGCCUGCCAAUGCCCAGAUUGGCCUGAUGGAGGGGAACACGUUCUGUACCACAUUGCAGCCCAGGCUCUUCACAAUGGAUCUUAACGUGGUGGAGCAUAAGGUGUUCUACACAGAGCUUUUGAAUUUGUGCGAGGCUGAAGAUUCAGCUUUAACAAAGCUGCCCUGUUACAAAAGCCUUCCAUCACUUGUGCCUUUGCGAAUUGCAGCACUAAAUGCGCUUGCUGCCUGCAAUUACCUUCCUCAGUCCAGAGAGAAGAUCAUUGCUGCACUCUUCAAAGCACUUAAUUCCACAAAUAGUGAGCUCCAGGAGGCUGGAGAAGCCUGUAUGAGAAAGUUUUUAGAAGGUGCUACCAUAGAAGUAGAUCAAAUCCAUACACAUAUGCGACCUUUGUUGAUGAUGCUGGGGGAUUAUCGAAGCUUGACGCUGAAUGUUGUGAAUCGUUUGACUUCGGUUACCAGGCUCUUCCCAAACUCCUUCAAUGAUAAAUUUUGUGAUCAGAUGAUGCAACAUCUGCGAAAGUGGAUGGAAGUGGUGGUCCUCACCCAUAAAGGGGGCCAGAGGAGCGACGGAAACGAAAGCAUUUCAGAGUGCGGGAGAUGUUCCUUGUCUCCAUUCUGUCAGUUUGAGGAAAUGAAAAUUUGUUCAGCAAUUAUAAACCUUUUUCAUCUGAUCCCAGCUGCACCUCAAACUCUGGUCAAGCCUUUGUUAGAGGUUGUGAUGAAAACAGAACGGGCUAUGUUGAUUGAGGCUGGCAGUCCCUUCAGAGAGCCUCUAAUCAAGUUUCUGACUCGGCACCCAUCCCAGACGGUGGAGCUAUUCAUGAUGGAGGCAACAUUGAAUGAUCCUCAGUGGAGCAGAAUGUUUAUGAGUUUUUUAAAACACAAAGAUGCCAGGCCUCUGCGAGAUGUGCUGGCAGCUAACCCCAACAGGUUCAUCACUCUGCUGUUGCCUGGCGGUACUCAGACUGCCAUGCGUCCUGGCUCACCCAGCACCAGCACAAUGCGCCUGGAUCUUCAGUUUCAGGCCAUCAAGAUUAUAAGUAUUAUAGUUAAAAACAAUGACUCCUGGCUGGCCAAUCAGCAUUCUCUGGUGAGCCAGCUGAGACGCGUGUGGAUCAGUGAAACCUUUCAAGAAAGACACCGGAAGGAGAACAUGGCUGCCACGAACUGGAAGGAGCCCAAGCUGCUGGCCUACUGUUUGCUGAAUUAUUGCAAAAGGAAUUAUGGAGAUAUAGAAUUGCUGUUCCAGCUGCUCCGAGCCUUUACUGGUCGUUUUCUCUGCAACAUGACAUUCUUAAAAGAGUAUAUGGAGGAAGAGAUUCCCAAAAAUUAUAGCAUUGCUCAAAAGCGUGCCCUGUUUUUUCACUUUGUGGAUUUCAGUGACCCCAACUUCGGAGAUGAACUGAAAGCCAAGGUUCUGCAGCAUAUCUUGAAUCCUGCUUUCUUAUACAGCUUUGAGAAGGGGGAAGGAGAACAACUCUUAGGACCUCCUAAUCCAGAAGGCGAUAACCCAGAAAGCAUCACCAGUGUGUUUAUAACCAAGGUCCUGGACCCAGAGAAGCAGGCGGACAUGCUGGACUCCCUGAGGAUUUACCUCCUGCAGUAUGCCACACUGCUGGUGGAGCACGCUCCUCACCACAUCCACGACAACAACAAGAAUCGCAACAGCAAGCUGCGCCGCCUGAUGACCUUUGCCUGGCCCUGCCUGCUCUCCAAGGCCUGUGUAGACCCAGCCUGCAAAUACAGUGGACACUUACUGCUGGCACACAUUAUUGCCAAAUUUGCAAUACAUAAGAAAAUUGUCCUUCAGGUUUUUCACAGUCUUCUCAAGGCCCAUGCAAUGGAAGCUCGAGCAAUUGUCAGACAAGCAAUGGCCAUUCUGACUCCGGCAGUGCCAGCCAGAAUGGAGGAUGGGCACCAGAUGCUGACCCACUGGACAAGGAAGAUCAUUGUGGAGGAGGGGCACACGGUUCCUCAGCUCGUUCACAUUUUGCAUUUGAUAGUGCAGCAUUUUAAGGUGUACUACCCAGUGCGGCACCACUUGGUCCAGCACAUGGUCAGUGCCAUGCAGAAGUUGGGCUUCACCCCCAGCGUCACCAUUGAGCAGAGAAGGCUGGCUGUGGACCUGUCAGAAGUUGUCAUCAAGUGGGAACUCCAGAGGAUCAAGGACCAGCAGCCUGACUCAGAGAUGGACCAGAAUUCCAGUGGAGAAGGCGUCACCUCUGUCUCAUCUUCCAUUAAGAGGGGCCUGUCAGUGGAUUCCGCCCAGGAAGUGAAACGCUUCAGGACGGCCACGGGCGCAAUCAGUGCAGUGUUUGGGAGGAGCCAGUCACUGCCUGGAGCGGAUUCCCUUCUGGCCAAGCCCAUUGAUAAACAGCACACGGACGCUGUGGUCAACUUCCUCAUCAGAGUGGCUUGUCAGGUUAACGACAACACCAACACUGCCGGGUCUCCUGGGGAGGUGCUUUCUCGCCGUUGUGUGACCCUCCUGAAAACUGCCUUGCGACCGGACAUGUGGUCCAAGUCUGAGCUCAAACUCCAGUGGUUCGACAAGCUGCUGAUGAGUGUGGAGCAGCCUAAUCAAGUUAACUAUGGAAAUAUUUGCACAGGAUUGGAAGUGCUGAGUUUCUUGCUAACUGUUCUCCAGUCUCCAGCCAUCCUCAGUAGCUUCAAACCCCUGCAGCGUGGAAUCGCUGCCUGUAUGACAUGUGGAAACACCAAAGUCUUACGAGCAGUCCAUAGCCUUCUCUCACGCCUAAUGAGCAUUUUCCCAACAGAGCCAAGCACUUCCAGUGUGGCCUCCAAGUAUGAAGAGCUGGAAUGCCUCUAUGCAGCCGUUGGGAAGGUCAUCUAUGAAGGACUCACUAACUAUGAGAAGGCCACCAAUGCGAAUCCCUCUCAGCUCUUUGGGACCCUUAUGAUCCUCAAGUCUGCCUGCAGCAACAACCCGAGCUACAUAGACAGGCUGAUCUCAGUCUUCAUGCGUUCCCUGCAGAAGAUGGUCCGAGAGCACCUCAAUCCACAGGCAGCCUCGGGCAGCACAGAAGCAACCUCAGGAACUAGUGAGCUGGUGAUGCUGAGUCUGGAGCUGGUGAAAACACGCCUGGCUGUGAUGAGCAUGGAGAUGAGGAAGAACUUUAUUCAGGCCAUCCUGACCUCCCUCAUUGAAAAAUCCCCCGAUGCCAAAAUCCUCCGGGCUGUGGUGAAAAUUGUGGAAGAAUGGGUUAAAAAUAAUUCCCCAAUGGCAGCCAAUCAGACACCUACACUCCGGGAGAAGUCCAUCUUGCUUGUGAAAAUGAUGACCUACAUAGAAAAGCGUUUUCCAGAAGACCUUGAAUUAAAUGCACAGUUCUUAGACCUUGUUAACUAUGUCUACAGGGAUGAGGCACUGUCUGGCAGUGAGCUGACUGCAAAACUCGAGCCUGCCUUUCUCUCUGGGCUGCGUUGUGCCCAGCCACUCAUCAGGGCAAAAUUUUUCGAAGUCUUUGACAAUUCUAUGAAACGUCGGGUUUAUGAGCGUCUGCUUUAUGUGACCUGCUCCCAGAAUUGGGAAGCCAUGGGGAACCACUUUUGGAUUAAGCAGUGCAUUGAGCUUCUUUUGGCCGUGUGUGAGAAGAGCACUGCCAUUGGUACCAGCUGCCAAGGAGCUAUGCUCCCGUCCAUCACCAAUGUCAUCAACCUGGCCGACAGCCAUGAUCGAGCAGCCUUUGCCAUGGUCACACAUGUCAAGCAGGAGCCUCGGGAGCGAGAGAACAGCGAGUCUAAAGAGGAGGAUGUAGAGAUAGAUAUUGAACUAGCUCCUGGAGAUCAGACCAGCACACCCAAAACCAAGGAACUUUCUGAAAAGGACAUUGGAAACCAGCUGCAUAUGCUAACCAACAGACAUGACAAAUUCCUUGAUACUCUCCGGGAAGUGAAGACUGGGGCACUGCUCAGUGCCUUUGUCCAGCUGUGCCACAUUUCCACAACGCUGGCAGAAAAGACCUGGGUCCAGCUUUUCCCCAGAUUGUGGAAAAUUCUGUCUGACCGACAGCAGCAUGCUCUAGCCGGCGAGAUUAGCCCGUUCCUGUGCAGUGGCAGUCACCAGGUGCAGCGGGACUGUCAGCCCAGCGCACUGAAUUGCUUUGUGGAAGCCAUGUCCCAGUGUGUCCCUCCCAUCCCCAUCAGACCCUGCGUUCUGAAGUACUUGGGGAAAACACACAACCUUUGGUUCCGUUCCACAUUAAUGCUAGAGCACCAGGCUUUUGAGAAAGGCCUGAGCCUGCAGAUUAAGCCAAAGCAAACAGCGGAAUUUUAUGAGCAGGAGAGCAUAACUCCACCUCAGCAGGAGAUCCUGGAUUCCCUUGCAGAACUUUACUCUUUGUUACAAGAAGAAGAUAUGUGGGCUGGUUUAUGGCAGAAGCGUUGCAAGUAUUCCGAGACAGCAACUGCUAUUGCUUACGAGCAGCAUGGAUUUUUUGAGCAGGCACAAGAGUCCUAUGAGAAGGCAAUGGAUAAAGCCAAAAAAGAACAUGAGAGGAGUAAUGCAUCCCCUGCUAUUUUCCCAGAAUACCAGCUUUGGGAGGACCACUGGAUUCGGUGCUCUAAGGAAUUGAACCAAUGGGAAGCCUUGACAGAGUACGGCCAGUCCAAAGGUCAUAUAAACCCUUACCUCGUCCUGGAGUGUGCUUGGCGGGUGUCUAACUGGACCGCCAUGAAGGAGGCAUUGGUGCAGGUAGAAGUAAGUUGUCCCAAGGAGAUGGCUUGGAAGGUCAACAUGUACCGUGGAUACCUGGCUAUCUGCCACCCUGAGGAGCAACAGCUCAGCUUCAUCGAACGCCUGGUAGAAAUGGCCAGCAGCUUGGCCAUCCGUGAGUGGCGGCGGUUGCCCCAUGUGGUGUCCCAUGUGCAUACCCCUCUUCUCCAGGCCGCCCAGCAAAUCAUUGAACUUCAGGAAGCUGCACAAAUAAAUGCAGGUUUACAGCCGACCAACCUGGGAAGGAACAACAGCCUGCAUGACAUGAAGACCGUGGUGAAGACCUGGAGGAACAGGCUGCCCAUUGUCUCUGACGACUUGUCCCACUGGAGCAGCGUCUUCAUGUGGCGGCAGCAUCAUUACCAGGGUAAACCUACCUGGUCCGGCAUGCAUUCAUCAUCUAUUGUAACUGCGUAUGAAAAUAGUUCUCAGCAUGAUCCAAGUUCCAAUAAUGCUAUGCUUGGGGUUCAUGCGUCAGCUUCAGCAAUCAUCCAGUAUGGAAAAAUUGCCCGAAAACAAGGACUGGUCAAUGUAGCUCUGGAUAUAUUAAGCCGUAUUCAUACUAUUCCAACUGUUCCUAUUGUGGAUUGCUUCCAGAAGAUUCGACAGCAAGUCAAGUGCUAUCUCCAACUGGCAGGAGUCAUGGGGAAAAACGAGUGUAUGCAGGGCCUUGAAGUUAUAGAAUCUACAAACUUAAAAUACUUCACAAAAGAGAUGACAGCUGAAUUUUAUGCACUGAAGGGAAUGUUCUUGGCUCAGAUCAACAAGUCUGAGGAAGCAAACAAAGCCUUUUCUGCAGCUGUGCAGAUGCACGAUGUGCUGGUGAAAGCUUGGGCCAUGUGGGGCGAUUACCUGGAGAACAUUUUUGUGAAGGAGCGGCAGCUGCACCUUGGAGUGUCUGCCAUUACCUGUUACUUGCAUGCAUGCCGGCAUCAGAAUGAGAGCAAAUCAAGGAAAUACUUAGCCAAGGUGCUGUGGCUUUUAAGUUUCGAUGAUGAUAAAAAUACUUUGGCAGAUGCUGUUGACAAGUACUGCAUUGGCGUGCCACCCAUCCAGUGGCUGGCCUGGAUCCCGCAGCUGCUCACCUGCCUGGUUGGCUCUGAAGGAAAACUGCUUUUGAACCUCAUUAGCCAGGUCGGACGAGUGUAUCCCCAGGCAGUCUACUUUCCCAUCCGGACCCUGUACCUGACCCUGAAAAUAGAGCAGCGGGAACGCUACAAGAGCGAUUCUGGACAGCAGCAGCCAAGUUCAGUGGGUAACCAGUCCCAUUCUGCAUCAGAUCCAGGGCCCAUAAGAGCAACAGCACCCAUGUGGCGCUGCAGCCGAAUCAUGCACAUGCAGCGGGAAUUGCACCCAACCCUGCUGUCUUCCCUGGAAGGCAUCGUCGAUCAGAUGGUCUGGUUCCGAGAAAACUGGCAUGAAGAGGUUCUCAGGCAGCUCCAACAGGGCCUGGCGAAAUGUUACUCAGUUGCAUUUGAGAAAAGUGGAGCUGUGUCCGAUGCCAAAAUUACCCCCCAUACUCUGAACUUUGUCAAGAAGCUGGUGAGCACGUUUGGGGUGGGCCUGGAGAACGUGUCCAACGUCUCCACCAUGUUCUCUAGUGCGGCCUCCGAGUCUCUAGCCAGGCGGGCGCAGGCCACUGCUCAGGACCCUGUCUUCCAGAAGCUGAAGGGCCAGUUCACAACCGAUUUUGACUUCAGUGUUCCAGGAUCCAUGAAGCUUCAUAACCUCAUUUCUAAAUUGAAAAAGUGGAUCAAAAUUCUGGAGGCCAAAACCAAGCAGCUUCCAAAAUUCUUCCUCAUAGAAGAAAAGUGUCGGUUUUUGAGCAAUUUCUCCGCACAGACAGCUGAAGUAGAAAUCCCAGGGGAGUUUCUGAUGCCAAAGCCGACGCACUAUUAUAUCAAGAUUGCUCGGUUUAUGCCCAGAGUGGAAAUUGUGCAGAAGCACAACACUGCAGCCAGGAGGCUGUACAUCCGCGGGCACAACGGCAAGAUCUACCCGUACCUCGUCAUGAAUGACGCCUGCCUCACAGAGUCGCGGAGGGAGGAGCGCGUGCUGCAGCUGCUUCGCCUGCUGAACCCCUGUUUAGAGAAGAGAAAGGAAACCACAAAGAGGCACUUAUUUUUCACAGUUCCACGAGUUGUGGCGGUGUCCCCACAGAUGCGCCUCGUGGAAGACAACCCCUCUUCUCUUUCCCUUGUGGAGAUCUACAAGCAGCGCUGUGCCAAGAAGGGCAUCGAGCAUGACAACCCCAUCUCGCGGUACUACGACAGACUGGCCACUGUGCAGGCGCGCGGCACACAAGCCAGUCACCAGGUCCUUCGAGACAUCCUCAAGGAGGUUCAGAGUAACAUGGUGCCACGCAGCAUGCUGAAAGAGUGGGCUCUGCACACCUUCCCCAACGCCACAGACUACUGGACAUUCCGGAAGAUGUUCACCAUCCAGCUCGCGCUCAUUGGCUUUGCGGAAUUCGUCUUGCACUUAAACAGACUCAACCCCGAGAUGUUACAGAUCGCGCAGGACACUGGCAAACUGAAUGUUGCCUACUUUCGAUUUGACAUAAAUGACGCCACUGGAGACUUAGAUGCCAACCGUCCUGUUCCUUUCCGCCUCACACCCAAUAUUUCUGAGUUUCUGACCACCAUCGGUGUCUCGGGCCCCUUGACCGCCUCCAUGAUCGCUGUGGCCCGGUGCUUUGCUCAACCAAACUUUAAGGUGGACGGCAUCCUGAAAACUGUACUUCGGGACGAGAUCAUUGCUUGGCACAAAAAAACGCAGGAGGACACCUCCUCUCCUCUUUCAGCCGCUGGGCAGCCAGAAAACAUGGACAGUCAGCAGCUGGUUUCCCUGGUUCAGAAGGCUGUCACCGCCAUCAUGACCCGCCUGCACAACCUUGCCCAGUUUGAAGGCGGGGAGAGCAAAGUGAACACCCUGGUGGCCGCCGCAAACAGCCUGGACAACUUAUGCCGCAUGGACCCCGCCUGGCACCCCUGGCUGUGACACGGCAGCUCCCACCACUGGUGCGUGAAGGGCGCCUCUCGGGCUCCCAGCGCCGGCUUCACAGCAGAGGACUCCGCCUCGUUCCCUGGAUGUUUGGGAGGCCUCCAGCUCCCUGCGGCGCGGUUAUUCCCUGAAAGUUUGCUGGGAAAGAGGGUGAAUUCAGUUCAGGGGGAGCUGGACUAUAUGGUGAGGCGAUUCGAAUGCUGACCUGAGCCUUACUCGAAGCUUUGAAAGUAACCUUUCAAGAAACCAAGGUUCCCUGUCCUGGGGUUUCUGUGAAUUCGCCGUCCCCGCCAUCUGUGUGAGCGGACGGACGGACUGUGGGAAACAGCCCCACAGCAUCCUUUUUUUAACUUUCAGAAGCAGCACCUGACAGGAGCUUCGCGCUUUUGUAUAGAAAACCCACUUUGUUAGAGAAACAGGAAAUUAUGAACAAAUCCUGCUGGUUUUACCCCAAGCACACACUUCGAUGCUGCCUGCACCAGCGCUGGGAAUCUCAUUGAGCGUUUGACCGGGAUCCGUGAGGCCUCGUCACCCUGCGGGAUCUGGGGAUCCGACCUCAUGUGCUUGGGUGGGGAUUCCACUGGGAGGACUGACAGGUGACUCCAGCUUUUUAUCGCCAGCUCUUUGGAUGUCUUCUAGACAUUUACUAUCAUUGUACCUGAAAAAAUCACUUCUUCCUAAUUUAAAAAGAAACAGCAAGAGAAGUCUGUUAGCUCCAGUCUGUGUUCACAUUUUUAUAAAUACGAGUAUUGAGAAUGUUCUAUCUAAAUUUGUACAGUGUGACUUUUUUAGAAUAAAUAUUUUAUAAAAGGAUGUGUUGUCCUUUAUGUGUUAA